GGGCUACUCCAGGAGGAAGCCGCCAGGCCGCUAGGCGCCGGGUGGGCGUGGAGGUGGGCGGUGUUCGACGUCCCCACGUGCCCCGAAGAGGAGAGGCAGGAGACCCCGUGAAGGCCCGGCGGGGAAGUCGCCGCCUCAGGAUGUUGGUGAUCCUCAAGGUCUCUGAGAUUCUGUCUCUUCCCCUCGCGAUUCUGCGGGACGUGCUUCGGAGGUGACCCUGGAUGAGCGGCGUUGCUGUCCCUUCAGUGAGCCGGGGCACGAAGAGUUAAAGUACCUGGGCCGCCGCCCCUGCGGCCCCUCCUCCAGCCGCCGGGAAAAGGAAAGUCUCAGCGGGGGCGCGGCCCGGCCCCAUCCCGCCGUACCCUGCCGCGGCGCCUAGAACUGUGAUCCCUGCGCUCCGCUCCGCAGCCCUGGACCGGGCCGCCAUGUCUCUGUGGAAGAGAACCCUCUACAGGAGCGUGUGCCUGGCACUGGCCCUCCUUGUGGCUGUCACCGUGUUCCAGCGCAGUGUGACCCCUGGUCAGUUUCUACAGGAUCCUCUACCACUCACGCUGGGGCCACCCAAAACUGGAAAUCUGGUCAAUGCCAACAGCUUCUGGAAGAGUCCAAAGGAGGUAGUGGCUCCCACCCCCUUGAUUCCUCGGGGACCCCAGGCCUGGGAUGUGAUUAGCACUAACUGCUCUGUCAACAUCAACCUGACCCACCAGCCCUGGUUCCAGGGUCUUGAGCCACAUUUCCGGCAGUUCCUAGCCUAUCGGCAUUGCCGCUAUUUCCCCAUGUUGCUGAACCACCCGGAGAAGUGUGAAGGCGACACCUAUCUGCUUGUGGUCGUCAAGUCAGUCAUUACACAACAUGACCGCCGGGAAGUCAUUCGUCAGACAUGGGGCCACGAGUGGGAAUCAGCAGGGCAGGGCAGGGGUGCUGUACGGACACUCUUCCUGCUGGGCACAGCCUCCAAGCAAGAGGAGCGAACCCACUACCAGCAGCUGUUGGCCUACGAGGACCGUCUCUAUGGUGACAUCCUACAGUGGGACUUCCUUGACAGCUUCUUCAACCUGACCCUCAAGGAGAUCCACUUCCUUAAGUGGCUUGACAUUUACUGUCCCAGUGUCCCCUUCAUCUUCAAAGGUGAUGAUGAUGUCUUUGUCAACCCUACCAACCUGCUGGAGUUUCUGUCUGACCGGCAGCCCCAGGAAAACCUAUUUGUAGGGGAUGUCCUGAAGCAUGCUCGGCCCAUCCGCAAAAAAGAUAACAAAUACUACAUCCCCACGGUCAUGUACAGUAAGUCUGUCUACCCACCCUAUGCCGGCGGCGGGGGUUUCCUCAUGUCUGGCACCCUAGCUCGGCAUCUCCACCAUGCCUGUGACACACUGGAGCUCUUUCCUAUUGACGACGUCUUCCUGGGCAUGUGCUUGGAGGUGCUGCAGGUGAAGCCCACAGGGCACGAGGGCUUCAAGACCUUUGGCAUUUCUCGGGUCCGAGGCAGCCGGAUGAACAAGGAACCCUGCUUCUACCGUUCCAUGCUUGUGGUACACAAGCUGCUACCUGCUGAGUUGCUGGCCAUGUGGGGCCUGGUGCAUAGCAAUCUCACCUGUUCCCUCAAAUUCCAGGUGCUCUAGUGUUGCUGGGCCACUGGCGUGUUUGGCCUCAAGUCCUUGGGGCCCUGGGACUGGAGACACAGUACAUGGCAAUAGCCUUUGGUCCCCUGUGGGAGGUGAAGGGUUUGGGCCUUCUGUGCCCCUGGGUGUGGUGGAGGUUGG
Messenger RNA from Acomys russatus (golden spiny mouse), 1760 nucleotides. RefSeq names its product UDP-GlcNAc:betaGal beta-1,3-N-acetylglucosaminyltransferase 7 (gene B3gnt7). The transcript is spliced from 2 exons. The record is from RefSeq and is a predicted model, not a curated record. Bases 426 to 1619 code for a protein of 397 amino acids. Gene Ontology annotation, molecular function: hexosyltransferase activity. Gene Ontology annotation, cellular component: membrane. NCBI's taxonomy places the organism in Eukaryota, Metazoa, Chordata, Mammalia, Rodentia, Muridae.